UUGGUGGGGCGGAGCUAGUGCAGCCACCUGACCGUCUCACAUGACAGCAGCUGGCAAAGGGCCUGGUGGCUGCUGAAGGAGGAGCAGCUUCUGCUCUGUCCCUCUAGGCGGAAGCAGGGUUAGGUCUUUACCUCCAUCAGCCCUAGUAGUAAGCAGAGGAAACAACCAUUGCGGAGUGUGGAAGACUUUCCCCCCAACCUGUGUGAUGAGUGUGGCAGGACUCAGCUGUCCCUCCAGUGCCACUGCAUGAAGAUUGAAAGGCCAGGAAACGUUCUGGGUUUGGCUGUUGAUUUAUUUUAUGUUAUUCUCGUUCAUCCUGUGGAUAAUUCUUCUUUGGGACUAGUUAUUUUUUAACUUGCUUUCACUGCAAGCCAACCAGAGGGGUGUGCGUCUGCAAGAGGGAGCAGAAGUUAUUAAGAAGCUAAUUCUGUCUCUCUGAGCGGUACAGAGAAGGCCAUAUCUGCAGGAGGAAGCAGAAAGUUAUGCACUGUAGCUAGGUAAUGGUAUGCCCUUCUCUCUAAGUGAAGGGCAUUCUGUAUAAAACACUGUAUCUCCAAGGAAGAGCAGAAAGUUAUACAGAAACUAGACCACUCUGUCUGCGUGUGUUGUGCAGAGCAGAUCAUGUCUGUGAGAGGGGAAAUAAGUAUUUACAAACUUUGGUUAGCACAUGUGUGUCCACUUCUGUGAGAGUUUUCCACAAGAGAAAGUGGUUUUUGGCUCCCUCACCCCCUUGAGUUACAUGUGCUCAGAUUAGACUAAAGAUGCUUGAAUAAUAAAGAGAGGGUGGUUGUGUUUAGUUGGUAUAAAAAUGGGGCACAAUGACCAUAUGUUUAAAGUUCUGAUCGUUGGAGAUGCUACGGUUGGGAAGACGUCGCUGGUGCAGCGAUAUGCCAACGAUAGCUUCAACAAGCACUACAAAUCCACCGUGGGAGUGGAUUUUGCUCUGAAGGUGGUGCAGUGGUCAGAGUCCGAGACUGUGCGACUUCAGCUAUGGGACAUUGCAGGGCAGGAACGCUUCACAUCCAUGACCCGGCUGUACUACCGAGAGGCAUCGGCCUGCGUUAUAAUGUUUGAUGUCACUAACUUCAGCUCGUUUGGCAACAGCUGGAGGUGGAAGCAGGAUUUGGACAGCAAGCUCACGCUGCCAGAUGGAAGCCCGGUGCCUUGCUUGCUGCUGGCUAAUAAGUGCGACCUUUCCCCGUGGGCAGUGACCAGGGAAGAGAUUGAUCGGUUCAGCAAAGAGAACGGUUUCUCUGGCUGGACUGAAACAUCUGUCAAGGAAAACAAGAAUAUUAAUGAGUCUAUGCGAGUCCUUAUUGAAAAGAUGAUGUCGUCGUCCAUGGGUGAUGGAGACCUCUCUGUUUCUGGCCGCGGGGAUUAUAUUAACAUAAAAGAUGCUUCCCAACCUGGCUGGGGAUGCUGUUAGCUACGCUCACUUCUCCGUCUGCAUCAGAGCAAAAGGGAAUGUCUUUUUCACGAUGCUGGCUUUAUUAAGUGGUGAAGAAUUGUCUCCUGUUCAACACACACUGGCUCUCAGUAAAGCAUUGCAGUCCAUGGCUGUGGGAGAAUUCCUCUUUAUUCCAGCACAGUAGCCACCUAAAGCUCUCUGCUGCUCCUAUCGUUUGCUUUGUGUCUCCUGAUUCCUGACAUGGCGUUACAGUAACUCCUCAUUAUUUCACACUCUGGAUCUGUGUCUGACUAAUUUAUCUGUUGUGGAAAUGCCCAGGACUCUGACAGCUGUGGCAAUUGGGUUGAAAGAGGAUGCUUUCGGGUCGCCAAAAUACCUACUGGGGUGUUGCCUGAUCUGCAAAAUGGAUUGGUGUGAAUUUGAGAGAUUCUAUAGCACAGCUUUCAUGUGUGUACAUUGACUGCAGUGCUUAGUUUGUCCCUGCCUUCUGCUCUGUCUCAAGAAUUGCCUAAUUGCCUUUUGCCAGUUACCCCUUUUUGUCCCUCUACCCCAUACAUAUAACUCUUCUGAUGCCACUUUAUUAGGGCAUCCAGCGGUGAAUGAGAAAAAGGUUGUAAACCCCCUUGUGUUGUAGAACAACAGUACUCUUUGCUUUUAUUGCACCUUCCAUUCUGCCAUCUCCAGUAGCUUCACAAAUGCUGAUGAAUUACUUCCUUGUAACCAUUCUGCAGUGGUGAGUAAAGCCUUUGGUGGUAGUCAUGGUAUGGCUCACUGAAAGCCCAACUGCUGCUUUUGGCGAUCCAAGGAAAAGCAAAGAAAGGGACUUAACUGGUCAGAAGAAAAUAAUGGAGAAAACUCCUCUUUGCCCUUUUGAUGCCUGUUAUUCUCCCUGCAUAUUCUACAUGUGAUCAUGGCUGCUGACUGACUUUGGGGCAAAACAUUCAGAUGGUUUCAUAAAAGCACAUAUUUGGCAGUUUCCAAUAAAGGAGUUAAUAUGGAUCUCGGCCCAGUAAAGCCGUGGUUACAUGAAUUGAGGUGGUUCAGUUUUUAAUCCUAACUUAAAAUAAGGGCAAAAUGAAUCCUCUGAAACAGGGGUGGCAUUUUUCUGUGGCAGUUUCAAUAAGGAGGCUGUUUGGAGGAAGGAUAUUAAAGGGCUACUGUCAAAUAAGAGAAUGAUCUGAACAGAGGACUGUGAGCCAGGAACAUAUGGGAUCCAUUGCUUGCUAUGGGAGUGAUCUCUUCUGUGGCCUUUAGUAAACCACUUCACCCUUCGUUUUAUAUAUAUAUAAAUGGGACUAAUUACCCUGAUACCACAAAGAGCUGAAGACUAAUGAAUGCUUGUAAUGUACUUUGGACUUAAAAUGUUCUAUAUAAAUGAUGAGUAAUAAGGAUUUAGGCCCAACAUUUUGUUAAAGGAUAAAAUCCAUAGAAGAAUAGGACACAAGCAAAAUUCAAGGAUUUUGUUGUGUUAAGUGCAUUUAAAUAUUCCAUCACUGUGCAGUCAGGAUUCACAGUGAACCCAAACUGUGCAGAAGGUACGAGAGAACUGGAAAGAGGAACUAACCAGCAAUGAAGUGGAACUGACCAGUCUAAUUUUAUUGUCUAAAGAAAGUAUAAUACAAAAAGUAAAAAGCCUAAAAUAUAAAUAAAUUGGUUUUUAAAAAUCCUAUUUCUAUUUUUAGAAGUCUAAAGAUUAAAUAGGAAAAGUAAAAGGUCUUGUUUUUAAAAGGGUUGAUCUUGACAGCGUUCCUCAUGAUAUUGAUGAUAAUACCUAGCACUCUGCAUCCAUAGAUCUCAAAGUGCUUUACUAGGGAGAUCACUAGUAAUAUUCCCAUUUCACAGAUGGGGAAACUGACGCACAGGGAAGGAAGUGACUUGCCCAUGAUGGCACAGUAAGCUAGUAGCAGAGUCAGGAAUUGAACCCAGCUCUCCUGAGUUAAGUCCAGUGCCCUACCCAGUAGGCAAUAUUGCCUGGAGGAAUAGAUUUAAUCACACAUGGUGAUGCGCUUUAACCUGAUAUUCAGCUCUUAAUUUUGCAUAGGUAACUGCCUCUCAAAAAUAAGCAAAAAGCUUGAAAUCCUUAAAGGUUUCUCAUAUGCAAGACAUAAAGAUCUGCCCAAGAGCCAUGGAAUGCUGGUAUGUGCACAGGUUUGGGGGUUUUUUUUGUUUUGUUUUCACAUAUAAUUCACUGCUUGUUAGCUGCUCAAUAGGCGCAAUAGAAAAAAUGAGUGUCAAAAAUCAACCCAGUGCAGCAAAGAAUGGUCUUUGUUUGUUUUCCUGUUUGGCUGAGUUUUUAAACAGCUCUCAAUCUGACUGUGCAAAUUUGUGUUUUCAGAGCUGUGUCUCUGACACACAAGGCACUUAAAACAAAAAAGCAAGCUUGUUGUUAACCUUUGUUUAGUUCUUCUGCAAGACAAACUCUGGUUCAAAGUCCCCAUCUAAACUCAGGUUUUGCUAUGUUAGGCAACAAGUCUUAAUGUUUUGUGAAACUGUUUCUGCUCAUGUGAUUGUCUUGUCUUGUCCAUUGUGGUUGGGAGACUUUAGCUUAAAAGUUUGAUGGGUGUUUUAAUGUGAGACCAAGGUUUCUAAAAAAUUAUUAACAAAGUUAUGCCCCAUCUAUGCAGGUUUGUAUAGCCGUUCUAGGAGAAACAUGGUAGGAAACUGUUUUUAAGCAAAGAGACUGUGGAUUUUCAUCUUAUUGGUGCUUAUUAUGACUUUGUACUCUUUUUGCAUGAUUCUGUGCCAGUUGACCUCUCUCUCUCUCCUCUUCCCCCCCCCCCCCCCCCCAUGUUAUUGCUUCAUGUCAGAGAUCUUUGGUCUGUACCCAUGGGACUCAGAUUGUUAGGUUUAGUUACACAUUUUUAAAUUGUGAUACUUGGAUUACUACAAAUCUACCAAUAACUAGAAAAUUUUACUGCAGUAAAACUUCCAGGUGAUGAAUACAGUUCAAAGAGCCAGUCAACCAUAUAAAAACUCUUGAGUUCUUUUAUUGUUUUUUGUUUAAACUAUUUGCUGUUAUGCAUAGUCUUGCAUGGACUUUUUUUUAUAGACAAGAUUCCGAUUAGUGUUUCUUAAGCUACAGUAUUACUUUGUUUAUAUAAAAAGGAAAAAGCUGGUGAUUUCUUCUGUAACCAUCAGUAACCAAGGCAGUAUUGAAACAAAUUUGUAAUAAACAUUCUGACAUUUUUACACUU
This is a messenger RNA of Chelonia mydas (Green sea turtle), 4602 nucleotides long. RefSeq names its product RAB29, member RAS oncogene family (gene RAB29). The transcript is spliced from 5 exons. The record is from RefSeq and is a predicted model, not a curated record. Bases 809 to 1426 code for a protein of 205 amino acids. Gene Ontology annotation, cellular component: trans-Golgi network; Golgi apparatus; vesicle. Gene Ontology annotation, biological process: vesicle-mediated transport. Lineage: Eukaryota; Metazoa; Chordata; Testudines; Cheloniidae. Gene Ontology annotation, molecular function: GTP binding; GTPase activity.